Molecule: messenger RNA, 4510 nt
Organism: Trichechus manatus latirostris (Florida manatee)
Lineage: Eukaryota; Metazoa; Chordata; Mammalia; Sirenia; Trichechidae
Gene: EFCAB14
Product: EF-hand calcium binding domain 14
Exons: 11
Coding region: 981-2465 (494 amino acids)
Molecular function (GO): calcium ion binding
Source: RefSeq, a predicted model, not a curated record
CUGGGGCUGGAGCGAUGGCCCGGGUCUGGAGCAGGCGGCCGCCGCUGCCGUCACCUGCGUGUCGGGAGCAGCCGCUGCUAGAGCUACGGCCGGUGCCGGAGUCGCGGCUGGAGUGUGGGCGGUGCGUGUGAGUUGCCGAGGCUAGCCUGUGCUGGAACACUUCAAACUCUGGGCGGGAGUGCUUCAGGUGGGCUGAGCUGGGGUCACCCCUCAGCACUGCGCCCCCCAGGCCCAGGCAGCAGGACUGGGUCUCCUCAGGCGCGGGACUGGCUCCUCUCAGGCCGAGAACCGGAGCUGGGCUCUGGGUCUUCCUGUCGCGGGCUUCCUUCAAACUCAGGACCGGGACCAGGGAACGGUGAACAUCCCAGACCAGGGCUUCCUGGCCCGGGCGUUUUCCCGGCUUGGGGCUGUGUCGGGGUGGCAGUGGCUAGGAGCCCUCUUCUGCUGCCGCUUGUCCAGUCAGAGAGGGACUACACGCUCCAACUGUUUGUCUCUGCUCUCCCCUCUCUUCCCAUUCAGAAACAAAUAUUUUUUCCCUCUCCAUUGGAAAUCCGCUCUGGAGAUCCAAAACACCUAUCUAUGUGCCCUUCACCAGCUCCUGGAGAACCCUUAAAAAUUUUACCUACUUAUCAGGGCUGAGAAUCAUUCUUGAUUUAGCUUUUUCCCCUCUUUGGGAGAUAAAGAGUUGCUCUCUUUCCAUCUUUUUAACUAACUGAUCCAGGGCCUUAUCCAUUUGAAUCACCACUCCCUAGCUACCUCUAUGUGACUUCCCCCACCUGUCAGAGUUCCAGUUACCUCUGGGCUCCAAUCUCUAGCCCCUGGCGGAUCUGGUCAGUCCCACCCCUGGGUGGGAGUGACUGGUGGGCUCCAGCCCAGAAUUCCCCACCCUGGAAGGCAGCUCCAAGGCAGCCAGAGAAUUGGGCAUCGGGUACGAACCUGGGAGCUCAGGAGUGGGUGCUCCACUCACCCCACACAAGAAGAUGAAAAAGCGCAAAGAACUCAAUGCGUUGAUUGGCCUGGCCGGGGACAGCCGGAGAAAGAAGCCCAAGAAAGGCUCAGGCCACCGCCUGCUUCGCACUGAGCCACCUGACUCAGACUCUGAGUCCAGCUCUGAGGAAGAAGAGGAAUUUGGUGUAGUUGGAAAUUGCUCUCGCUUUGUCAAGGGAGACUAUUUACGAUGCUGCAAGAUCUGUUAUCCCCUUUGUGCUUUUGUCAUCCUCGCGGCCUGUGUAGUGGCAUGUGUUGGCUUGGUGUGGAUGCAGAUUGCUCUCAAGGAGGAUCUGGAUGCCCUCAAGGAAAAAUUUAGAACAAUGGAAUCUAAUCAGAAAAACUCAUUCCAAGAAAUUCCCAAACUUAAUGAAGAACUACUCAGCAAACAAAAACAACUUGAGAAGAUUGAAUCUGGAGAGCUGGGCUUGAAGAGAGUCUGGAUAAACAUCACAGAAAUGAAUAAGCAGAUUAGUCUGUUGACUUCGGCAGUAAACCACCUCAAAGCCAGUGUUAAGUCAGCUUCCGACUUAAUUAGCCUGCCUGCCACUGUAGAGGGACUUCAGAAGAGUGUAGCUUCCAUUGGUAACACUUUGAACAGUGUCCAUCUUGCUGUGGAGGCAAUACAGAAAACUGUGGAUGAACACAAGAAAACCAUAGAAAUACUGCAGAGUGGUAUGAAUCAACACCUCUUGAAGGAUACCAGUGGAAGCAACGAGAUCACUCCACCACCUUCAGUUACAUCAGAAGCUGACAAUAAAACCCACAGUGAGAAUUCAAAACAGGAUAUCCUGUACCUUCACAACUCUUUAGAGGAGGUAAACAGUGCCCUAGUGGGGUACCAGAAACAGAAUGACCUUAAACUCAAGGGGAUGAAUGAGACAGUCAGUAGUCUUACCCAGAGAGUCAACCUGAUAGAAAGCGAUCUGGUUGCUAUGAGCAAGGUAGAAAAGAGAGCGAGCCUGUCCUUCAGCAUGAUGAGUGAUAGAGCUGCCACUCUGAAAAGAGAGUCUUUGGAUCAAGAGACCAACAGAACAGAUUCACUAAAAACCCAAAGCAUAAAGAAAGAAGAUAUUUCAGAUUCUCAGGUAUCCAAGCUAAAAGAAAAACUGCUGCUGAUCAGUGCUCUCACAAACAAACCUGAGAGCAACAGGCCUCCAGAGACUGCCAAUAAAGAGCAAGUACAGAGUUUUACAUCAGAGCCAUCAGCAUUGCCAAAAUUUUCACAGUCUCUUGGAGACCAAAUUGAGAAAGCUGCCCAGCUAAGACCUAUCUCCCUACCAGGAAUUUCAAGCAUUAACGCUCUUCAGGAUUUAUUCCAAAAGACUGGCCAGGACAUGGAUGGGAAGCUGACCUACCAGGAAAUCUGGAACACCCUAGGUUCUGCUAUGCCAGAACCAAAGAGCUUGAGAGUAUUUGAUUCUGAUGGAGAUGGAAGAUACUCAUUCCUGGAGCUAAGAGCAGCUUUAGGUGUCUAGCCUCAUCAGGCAUAUUUUGGAAAUGGAUAUAUACGCUGGACUACCUAAUAUCUACUCACCUAACAAAAACAACCCUUUUACUUAUCCCAUCAAUCCUCCAGUCCUCCAAACUACUGUAGCAGACCCAUUGCCGCCUUUUAACUUGUUUGAAGAAGCUAUAUAAAAGUUAUUUUUUUAAAAAAAGAAAGAUCAUUUUACUUAUAAAAUGAUGUUCAGAAACCUAUGAUUUCCUGAAACCAGUAAGAUCUUACCUUUUAAAGUUGCCAGAAAAAAAUGAAGUCCUCUUUUCUUUCCUCUUUCCUUUUUUUGAGGGGAGGAGACCUUAUCUUUUAAAACUGGAAAAUGUAUAUAUGGAGAGAAUAAGCCACAUUUUAUAUUUCACAUAUAUUUGCCUUAAAUUAGCUGCACUUUAUAGACUCAGAAAAUGUCUUUCCUUUAAAAGAUAGACCUUUUCUGUUUGUAAAUAGUUAAAAUGAAAAUAAGAAUUGUGCGUAUUUUGUAAGAAGAAUGGUUUUAAACAAGAUCUGAACAAAUGGCUUGUUAUUUAAACUCGCUAAUCUGAUCUGGGUAGCGGCUUAAACUGUCCACGUCUCCUUAAGGCAUCCCUUGAAGGCCCAGAUGCUGCCAUGGGGUUUUGGCCUGGUGACUAGAGGAAUAACUUAGGGAGUGGACACUGUGGGGACAGUGCUGACACCAGGCCCUAGAGAGUUAAGAUUCUGGUUCUUCAUUCCUAUCCCUUCAGCUAGUCUCAAUCCCUGAAUCAGAGACAUCUCAUUGGAUUUUUUUUUUUUUUUUUGUCACUUUUAGCCCUGCUUUAGGGUUUAUGAGCGUAAAAAGUUACCGGUGAGGAGCUACAUUUCCCCCUCAGAGUGAUCUAGAUUAUCUGCCUCCAUCUACCCACCCAAAUCUAUCUUAAAGCUGUAGCUGGCUCCCACCUCUGCUGCCAUCUCCAUUCUGAAUGGCAGGGCUGAAGUCCCUCAGUCAGUUUCUCAGCCUGGCCAGCAGGAGCUUCAGAGGAGAACUAUGCCUCUAAUUUUGACCCAGGAAACUCCACCCGUUGAGAUUUUACCUGGGAGUUAACCAAGAACCCAAUAUAUUUCUCUGUAGGCUAAGGCCAAAAAGGUUGUGAAAUGAAACAAAGGUAACCACACAUGAAAUCACAUUCGUACCAUUUUCAGCUCUUAAUUAGCUAAAAGACUUUCUGUCCAAAAGAUGUCAAAGGAUUUAUCUCCCAAAGUAGGCAGCCUGGAGUAGGGGGCUUCAUGUGAUAGUAGCAAGUUUCCUCAAAUCUAAUACAAAUAAAUGCAGUACUUUUCCUCCCUUUAAAUACUUCUGUGGCCUGACACUGAAGGUCCAUGGACUGGAAGGAAUAAUGCUGUCAUGUCUUUGUGUGUUGUUCCUAGAAACAGUCUUUGGGCAACACGAAAGGAGCAAAACUUUGCUGUAGGCCAAGUCAGGGAGAAACUAGAGAAGCUUUCAUGGCACAUGCUUCUUUAGUAGAGCUCAUUGCCACUUUAACUUUCUGUCCAAGGUGCCCUGUCAGCCAUGAAUGCAAUCCAAAACCCAAACCCAAAACCAUUGCCAUCAAGUUGAUUCCUACUUACAGUGACCCUAUGGGAUAGAAUAGAACUGCCCCGUAGGGUUUCCAAGGAGCAGCUGGUGGAUUUGAACUGCCAGCCGUUUGGUUAGCAGCUGAGCGCUUAACCACUGCACCACCAGGGUAGCACCCUUACAAGCUUAAGAGCUGUUUGUUUUUUAAUUUUCCUAGAAUGUUAAUUCUAGGGAAAAAAAAGUUAAUUAAAGCAAGGUGAAGUCUUUUCCCAUGAAUGUGUCUGCUUACCUCAUUAUAGCUUAAUGCUUCUCAAUUUUUUCAAAAAACAUUUUCCUCGCCCAUCUGAGCUAGUUCACUUUCUCGGAAAGGUUAAAAUAUUGUAUAAAAUAAGCUUGGUGUUUUAGGUAACUUGAAGACAACUCUUAUUCUUUCUGGCUGCCUUCCAUGCCCCCCCCCCUUUUUUUUAAUAUAUGUACCCUUACAGAUUUUGUAA